Messenger RNA from Arabis nemorensis, 630 nucleotides. Lineage: Eukaryota; Viridiplantae; Streptophyta; Magnoliopsida; Brassicales; Brassicaceae. The record is from the annotation of a GenBank genome assembly.
AUGAAAAAGAAAAUGUAUAGUCUUGCUUCUUCUUCCUACACGACUCCACUCCGCUGCAUCAAGCUCUCACCUUUACUCAUCCGCCGCAAUCUCCGCCGCAAAAAUCUGCAACUUCGCCGUCGAAAUUCUCAGAUCAGAGCAAUGAGAGCUUUAAUCCAAAGAGUCUCAUCUUCCUCCGUCACGGUGGAUGGUCGAAUCGUGUCGGAGAUUGGACCUGGUCUCUUAGUUUUAAUCGGAAUCCAUGAAUCAGAUACAGAUUCUGACGCAGAUUACAUAUGUCGGAAAGUUUUAAACAUGAGAUUGUUCGAUAAUGAAACCACUGGCAAAGGAUGGGACCAAAAUGUAAUGCAGAGGAACUAUGAAGUUUUACUUGUUAGUCAGUUUACAUUGUACGGAUUCUUGAAAGGUAACAAACCCGAUUUUCAUGUCGCAAUGCCGCCUGAGAAAGCUAAACCGUUUUACGCUUCUUUAGUCGAGAAAUUCCAGAAAGCAUAUAAACAUGAUGCAGUGAAAGAUGGUGUUUUUGGAGCUAUGAUGAAGGUCAAUCUUGUAAACGACGGUCCAGUCACGAUGCAGCUCGAGUCACCCCAAUCCUCCAAGAAUGAGACAAAGGCAUCAACAGAAUCAUAG